Messenger RNA from Oncorhynchus tshawytscha (Chinook salmon), 4217 nucleotides. RefSeq names its product integrin alpha-7. Gene Ontology annotation, biological process: integrin-mediated signaling pathway; leukocyte migration; cell adhesion mediated by integrin. The record is from RefSeq and is a predicted model, not a curated record. Gene Ontology annotation, cellular component: external side of plasma membrane; integrin complex. NCBI's taxonomy places the organism in Eukaryota, Metazoa, Chordata, Actinopteri, Salmoniformes, Salmonidae. The coding region runs from base 451 to 3822 and encodes 1123 amino acids. The transcript is spliced from 22 exons. Gene Ontology annotation, molecular function: integrin binding.
UGUCUCUCUCAGUCACACAGCAGAGGAGGGGGAGGUAUACACACUGCACACCACACACACUCUCUCUCUCUCACACACACUCUCUCACACACAAGCUGGCUCACGCAGCCACAUUUUCUCAGGCUGCUCCUGCAGACUGACAGCAGAAGACGUAGGAGGAGAGAACAGAAAGAGAGUGAGAAAAGGAAACAAGGGAAAUAUCAACCGAGCCAGAAGAGGAGAGUCAAGCAGCACUUAUCCUUUUUCUUCAUCCACUCAGCAUUAAAUUAAAACACAGGGAAUAUAGAACUCUUUGUUAAUCUGUAACUGAACAGGGGCUGCUCUGCUCUGUUCUGCUGAGAGGGACCCGCUCUGCUGAGGAACCUGCUCUGCUGAGGAACCUGCUCUGCUGAGGAACCUGCUCUGCUGAGGGACCUGCUCUGCUGAGGAACCUGCUCAUUCUCCAGGACUAUGGCACCACAUCUGAGACAUGGAAUCUCGGUCUCUCUUUCACAGCACCGGUGUCUCCUCCUCCAUUCUCUCUUUCUCUCCGUCUAUUUCCUGACUGUUGCAGGGUUCAACCUGGAUACUAGCAUGACUCUGACCAAGGAGGGGGAGACCGGCAGCUUUUUUGGAUUCUCUUUAGCGCUUCACCAGCAACUCACACCAGAACCACACAGUUGGAUCCUGGUGGGGGCGCCGCGGGCCAGAGGACUGGGCAUGAUGCAGAGGAAGCGCCCUGGCGCUCUGUACCGCUGUCCAAUCACAGGCGAGGAGUUUGACUGCGAGCGCGUGGACAUCGAUGGAGACGUAAACCUAGACUGGGAAAGCAAGGACAACCAGUGGCUAGGAGUAACAGUCAAGAGCCAGGGGAUUGGAGGAAAGGUGGUGACGUGUGCCCAUCUGUACGAGCUGCGUCAGCGCGUGGGCCUGCCGUCGGAGACGCGGGACCCCAUCGGGCGUUGCUACGUGCUCAGUGAGGACCUGACCGAGAGGGAUGACCUAGAUGGAGGGGAGUGGAAGUUCUGUGAGGGGCGACCCCAGGGACACGAACAGUUUGGCUUCUGUCAGCAGGGUCUGUCUGCCGCCUUCACACCCGACAACCAAUUUAUCAUGUUCGGAGCUCCUGGAACGUACAACUGGAAAGGAGAGAUGCGCGUCCAGCUACUAAACCAGACUUUACUGGAUCUGGGUUUCUAUGACGACGGGCCCUAUGAAGUGGCGGAUGAGAAACAGCUGAAUGCUCAGCUGAUCCCUGUUCCCUACCAUAGUUACCUGGGCUUCUCAGUGGACUCUGCUCAAGGCAUAAUGAGUCGUGGUGAGCUGACCUUCGUGGCGGGGGCUCCGAGAGCCAAUCACACGGGAGCGGUGGUGCUGUUGCGUAAAGAUAACAUGUACCGCCUGGUGCCACAGCACAUCCUGUGGGGAGAGGAGCUGGCUUCUUCCUUCGGGUACUCUGUGGCUACGGCUGAUCUCAACAGUGACGGCUGGACAGACCUGAUAGUGGGAGCUCCUAACUACUUUGACCGAAAAGCAGAGAUUGGAGGUGCUGUGUACAUCUUUCUCAACCCAUUCGGUAACUGGGAAUAUGCUCAGCCAAUCAGGCUCAAUGGAACCUAUGACUCCAUGUUUGGAUUGACCGUCAACAACGUGGGAGACUUGGACAGGGACGGAUAUGACGACAUCGCUGUCGGGGCUCCGUUCGAUGGGGAUGGCAAAGUGUUCAUCUACCGAGGCUUGUCCUCAGGCAUCGACACCAAGCCUGCACAGAUCCUGGAUGGAGUGGACGAGGGGGUGAAGAGGUUCGGCUACUCCAUCUCAGGAGGUCUGGACAUCGAUGGGAACCUGUACCCUGACCUGGCAGUAGGCUCUCUCGGUGAUAAGCUAGUUCUGUACAGGUCUCGCCCCGUCAUUCACGUGACCCGGGAUGUAUCCAUCGAACCUCAGCAGUAUAUUGACUUGGAGCAACACAACUGCAAGGGGAGAGAUGGAGUUUGUGUGGAGGUCAAAGCCUGCUUCACCUAUACUGCUUACCCAGAGACCUACUCACCAGACAUCACCCUGGUCCUACUCAUCGAGGCUGACACAGAGCGCAGGAAGCUCGGCCUGCCCCACCGUAUUAGCUUCCUGGGUCGCAGUGCACAGGUGGCGGAGUAUACACACACUGACGAGGUGGAGCUGAAAGGUCAACGCCAUCCCGCCUGCCAGAGCGCCACCUUCCAACUAAACGAGAAUAUCCGUGAUAAGCUGCGUCCCAUCUCUCUGGCCAUCACCCACACCAUCAGACCCCCCAUGUUCUCCUCAGAAACUAACCCAGAGGAACGAGACACGCUACCUCCUGUACUGAGUGUUUCCACCUCCAACACCCUACACUCUGAGGUGAAUUUCCUGAGGGAAGGCUGUGGCGAUGAUAAGAUCUGUCAGAGCAACCUGAAGUUGACCUACCAGUUUGGAACCCGACCUCCCACCUCUGACCUCUUCACCCCUCUGCCAAGGGAUGAUGAAGAGGUGGCGGUGUUUUCUCUGUCUGACCAGAGAUCUGUGGUGUUGGAGGUGACCGUCACCAACAUGCCCUCAGAUCCUUUGUCCCCAGAGGAGGAUGGAGAUGAUGCCCAUGCUGCCCAGCUACUGGUGACCCUGCCAGAUACCCUGUCCUACUCUGGCUUCAGGGGACAACAGGUGGUGUGCCAGGCCAAUCAGAACGGGUCUCAGGCGGAGUGCGAGCUGGGAAACCCCCUGAAGAGAGAUGCUAUACUGAAAUUCUACAUCAUCCUCAGCACGUCUGCUAUCACCAUAGAGACCACGGAACUCACUGUCAACCUCCUGUUGGCUACCAUCAGUGAACAGCGAGACCUGGCCACAGUCACAGCCGUGGCUAAAAUCAUCAUAGAGCUCCCCCUGGCGGUCAGUGUGCUGGCCAGACCACACCAGCUGUUCUUCAGUGGGGCCGUAAAGGGGGAGAGUGCCAUGGAGACCCUGGACGAUGUGGGGAGUGCUGUGGAGUUUGAGUUUACGGUGACCAACACCGGGCCAUCCCUGCAGACUCUAGGCUCCGCCUUCCUCAACAUCAUGUGGCCUCACGAGCUGUCCAAUGGGAAGUGGCUCCUGUACCCCACUGCUCUCCACUUCCAUGGCCAUCCAGAAACACCCUGUACCCCCCACACCUCCCUCAACCCACGCAAGUUCUCCCACAGUUCUCCUUCUGACGACCAGCCACAGGCAGCAGGCCUGAAGGCCAGGAGGAAGGGGCGUUCCAACCCAGAAGAGGAGGGACAUGUGAUGACCAAGGGCAGUCUGGGUAGGACUACGCCUGCUGUGGCUGCCUCAGAGAGACGCAAGUCACUCAAACUGGACUGUCUGCUGGGUUCAGCGCGCUGUGUGCUGUUCCAGUGUCCUCUCCACAGCUUCUCUGACUCUGCUGUCCUCAAGAUCCAGGGACGCCUUUGGAACAGCACCUUUCUGGAGGAGUUCCCAUCAGUCAGUGCUCUGGAGCUGCUGGUUAGAGCCAACAUCACAGUCAAGUCCAGCAUCAAACACCUGGUGCUGAGGGAUGCUGCUGCACAGAUCCCAGUGAUGAUUUACCCAGAGGUUGGUCUGACUGCCCAGUACUGGAUCCCCUGGUGGUGGAUUCUCAUAGCCAUCCUGGCUGGUAUCCUGGUGUUGUCUCUGCUGGUCUGCAUCCUCUGGAAGUGUGGUUUCUUCCGUCGGGUCCAGUAUGAAGACAAAGUUCCUCAGUACCAUGCAGUGAAGAUCCCCCGUCAAGACCGGCCCCAGUUCCAGCAGAAGGCAGGGAUCCUCCAGAAGAAGGAGUGGGCCACACACUGGAGUGACGGAAGCUCCUGAACAGCAUCAACAAACAAGGACUAGAGUAGCAGCAAACACCCAUUCAACCCUAUGGCACUCACUAACUCUGCAGUGGAACAAAUGUGUGCAGACUGACCGUGUCACAACACUGUUGUGCACAUUGAGGCUAUGUCCCGAUUCAUCACCCUUCUUCUGAAGUGUGCACACUUCCCAUCAUGGAUUUAUCAAUGGUGAAAACUUGCUCAAGCCAAUGCUAUUCUACUGUAUUGUACUGUAUUGUACUAUAGUCUACUGUAUUCUACUGUAUUCUACUGUAUUCUACUGUAUUGUACUUUUAGAAUGACUGGAUCAAUAUUCUGAACUGCUACUGCUGACUGACUAUCUGACUGACUGACUAUCUGACUGACUGACUAUCUGACUGACUGACUAUCUGA